AAAAAAAACGCGACCGAAAGGGGAUGCACAGCGGGGCAGGAGAAAGGCAGCUUUACAGGCAGAAAAUCGGGACUGCUGAAGCUGCUAAACAUGGCGUGUCACCUCGUUUGUGGAGUAAGCGGUGUUGCGGGGAAACAGUGAGUUUGUAGCACAGUGAGGUUGUGUUUCCACUUUGUUCCUCGAGCGGUUUGCGUUGUUAAACACAUCUGCAACGAUGCGGGCUGUGGACCGGAGCGGGACCGCUGCAAUUAUACUCUGCCUUUUCGGAUACCUUUUCUCCAAAGCUGCUACCAAAACAUUACCAGAGGAUACGGCUGCACAAGAGGUAACUCUGAAGGUUCACCUGAGCGAUGCCAGCACUCACCAGCCUCUGGUUGGAGCCACUGUACAGCUUUUUGCCAACCGUACUUCUUUAACAACGGAAACCUCAUCUGCUGAUGGCAACAUCUACCUGCAUUUCCCCUACCGCCUUGGGACACCGUUUGUUGUCACCGCAACCAAACAAGGAUAUGUGCCAAACUCUGUGCCCUGGACUCCCUCCAGAUUACCUGUAUUUUCGUCCAUUAGUCUGGACCUGCUGCCAGAAAGAGCUGCUACUCUGAUGGUGUAUGAAGAUGUUGUCGAGAUUGUUCCAGGAUUACAAGGUUUAAGAGUCCAGCCCAGGGUUCAUUUUCCGCGCAGAGCUCUCAGUCUUCCUCCUGGAACAUCAUAUGCUAACCUGACUGCUCUCCUCACCGUGGCAAGCUCCCCCUCACAUAUCCAGCACUUUCCCCACCUGCAGAUGGUCAAUGGUAAUGGCACAGGGACGGACAAGAAGUUCGAGUUGACUCCUGUUGCAGCCAUCUCUGUUCACCUAUUGGCUGGAGAUGGAGUGGAUCUGCAGGUGACCGAGCCAAUCACCUUCUCUGUGCCCCUGCCGCCUGAUAGUGGCCUGAAGGAAAAUGAUCACCUCCCUGCUUGGAGAUUUGACCCACGGUUGGGUAUCUGGAUAAAGAGCAGUUUGGUUCAAGUGCAAAGGGAGGGAAACCAGCUUAGUCUGACUUGCAUUGUUCCUCAGCUGGGGUAUUGGGUGACCGCCAUGUCUUCUCUACACGCAGGUCCAAUGGUCGCAAAGGACAUCAGCAUGUACCACACCGUGUUUCUGUUGGCCAUACUUGGAGGCAUGGCUCUCAUCCUGCUCUGUCUGCUCUGCCUUCUUCUGUACUACUGCAGACGUCGUUGUUUAAAGCCACGAGGGUCUCACCGCAAGCUCACGCUGUCCUCUGGACUGGACAGCAGUAAGAGGGACCAAGCCACCUCCAUGUCCCACCUGAACCUCAUCAGCAAUGAGGUGCAGCUGGAGCUUGUUUCCACAGGAACUGAGCCCGACAUGACCACUCCGAUGCUGAAGCCUUCCUCUUAUGCCUCAUAUGAGCACCAAGACAAUCAACGUCAACGCAGCCUAAUCCAUCAAAGCAAACACAGCCGCUCCUCUCUUGGCAACAGCAGCCACCACGGAUCAUCUCUAGGCAAUCUGACGCCUCGUAGUCGAGACUACCGACAGUCUGUGGAGACGUUUCAGCUGAAGGCUGCCCUUUCAUCCGGAACAGAAAGGGGCUACCGUCAAUCAUAUACCUCCGUCUGCUCAUCUAGCAACCAGAUUUCAGAUGCGUUGUCAUCUACCAAUCACGGUCAAGUGUCAGCUACACAGCUGAGCAAUGUUGGGAUUAUUGAUUGCGUCUCCCCUUCCUCUCCCCCUCACUCCCCCAGCAGGGGGGAGGGAGGUGAGUGCAGGCCUCCUGACCAUCUUCUGUCCCGGUCUGUGGACCACUUGGAGCGGCCCAAUCCCCAGUUGCUCUCCCGGCCAGGCCAGCUGCUUUGCUGCGGGUCUGUAGAUCUGCUGAGUGGAGGUGAAGGCUACUCAAGAGUGCGUCCCACACUGGUAAUCCCAGCACACUAUAUGCGCCUGCCUGGGGAGCACCCUCUGUCAGGUCAGGCCCUCCUGCUGCAGACUGACCAGCAGAGUGAUUUAGAGACCAUCCAGGCUGAGCUCAAUGCCUCACAUUCCCAGCAGCCCCUGGGGCAAACUCGAACUGACUACGAACCAGGUCCCAAAAAGCAAAGUGAAGCAGAUGGUCUCGGUCUGUCAGAGUCUCUGUCUAUUCCAGGAGCUCUUGGGGAAUCAGCUCUUGUAGAAAUAAACAGUGAGGACACUUUGCUGGCUGAAAAGACUUUAAUGGAGCUGAGAGGAGGGAAGCCUCUGCCUCACCCACGAGCCUGGUUUGUCUCACUGGAUGGACGUUCCAAUGCUCACAUUCGCCACUCCUACAUUGAUCUUCAGCGGGCAGGGUGCCACAACAACACACCGAGUGCAGGAGGUCAACAAGGUAGUGAAGGAAGGCAUGGCAGUUGUAAUGAUGCCAGUCUGGACUCAGGUGUGGACUUGAACGAGCCAAGAGUGGGGCGCAGGGGGAAAGAUGUUGAGCAGGAGGAAAGAGAGGUCGAGAAAGACAGAUCGAAGGGGUCAACGGCCUAUACUCAGCUGGUGUUUGUGGAUGAUCUGAAUGGGGGAAGCUGUGAGGAGGAGAAGUGCAGUCCCAAGGGCAGCAAAUCUGGACCUAUCUUGUCAGACAAAGCAGAUGAUAACAGAGGGGAUCAGGGGCACGGGGAUGAGUUGGGUAAAAGAGCUGAGGGAGUACAAAUACAAGAGGAACCACCCUCACUUUCCUCUACGUCCCCUACUUCUCCUCCACCCCUGCCAACCCCAGAGGGAGUGACCUUCAGGACUGAUCACGCACUGCUGUCAGUCUCUCCGGAUGAGGACACAGUACAUGAGGAUGCAGAGGAGGAGAAGAAAAGCCCCUGGCAAAGGAGGGAGGAGCGACCCCUGCUGGCCUUCAACCUCAAAUGAUUAACAGAUGACAAUUAAAGAAAAGAUUCACAUUUUUUUCCCCAAGUCUGUCUAAAUAGAACACCAGUAACUACAUUUAAAGCAUUUUUAGUUGCCAUACUGUUUUAAAAAAAUGAACAGUGUAAGUGAAAAAGUCAGGUCCUCAUUCUGUACAAAAUUAAUCAAAAUUCACCAGAAGUUCGUAUGAGAAAGUUAAGUGAGGUUUAAUCAUAAGAGAUAAAUCACACAACAAAAAUAACAUUAAAAUCUCAGUGAAAACUGAUCUUAAAGUAGAACUGAGAAGCUCAUUAACUAAUGUUUCAGACAUGGUAGAGAGCCUUGGAAUGCAUGCUAAAUACAGCAUGUGGGCAAAAGCUUUAAAUCAACACUUAAGUGUAGCUCUUGAGCAAUGCCACUAAAAACAGUGUGUGUGCAUUGCUGAGAAAGCUGUACCCCACCCCUCCAACUCAAGGUGUCUUUUCUUGAUCUGAAAUGGUAAAUCUGCCUCAUACACAAAUGUUAUAAUCCUGUUCAAACCAGUAAUUGUGUUGGUGAGGUAAAAUGUCAUUAUGUGCUUACUAUUGCUGUUUGGCACAUUCUCUAGUGAGCUGAACAACUCAGAAAGUGGCACAAGAGUCGUGCUCAAUCGUAAUCCUGUCCACUAAUGUGACUGAACGUAUCCUUUCUGCAACUUUGAAGAGCGAGGACUAAAGAUUUAUUUCCUCCAUUUUUCAGUUCAAUUGACUUUAGGAGAGGAUCUCUUUGCAGGCAGUAUGGACAGGAGGAAAAAUGAUUAGGAAACACAUGCGCAUGUCAAUUUUGCUUUGAAACAGACUUGGGGAAAAAAUGUAAAUCUGUCAGUUAACCACAACUCCUCCUCUAUUCAGACCACAACAUGAAGGAUAUAUGUGUUUAAGUUGAAGCCCUUUGUUCUUAAUAUAGCACUGAAACAAUAUUUUAGCACUGGGGGCCCCUCUGGUCGAGAAAUGAACAAUUCUGCUGGACUCUUAACGACCGCUGUUGUACGCCACUUUUCAUGAAACACUAUGUAAACGGACCACUCAUCAGGCAUGGUAUCCACUUUGCCUGAGGGGAGACAUAAAGACGCUGGAGGCACGAAAUUAGGAUCUUUUAUGCACAACAAAUAUAUGCCUUUUAAAUAAAUAGCCUUGUAAGCAUAAAUGAACUGUACUAGAAACAGUCGAUGGGUGGUUCUGAGAAAUUGGAGUCUACAGGAAACGUUUUUCUUGAGCCAUAUUGGCCUCAGUCCAUUAGCUUAAUCUAGGAACAUGCAGCAACACUCAUUUGAAGGUUAUAACCCCAGUUCAGCCACGCUGACUGAUGUUUAAGAUUACAAAACAUCUGUGCAACACAGGGCAGGCGUGUUCAAGGGUUUUACUUCUAAUGGUUGUUAGUAUGUUGCUAGAGUUUAAUUUAGCCCAUCAGAAGGCUUUGUGGGAGAUGAAGUUUCUGGACUGAGGAGAUUUAACCACUAUCUGCUCUGCAGCAUAAUCAGAUAAUGUGACACACCGCUAUGCUGGUGGGUAAGGAUGUAAUACCACUACAAAGCCACCCAAGUUAGUUGUGAGGGAUAUUAGUAUGAAAGGUUUUGUAAUUAUGGAACCACUGACUGGCUUUUUUUUUUUGCUCUGAAGGCUAUGCAUAACUUUUAUAUGGCUGCUUGAUGCCUUUUUUUGUCAUUUUAAUCACUAUAAUUUUAAUUGCCAAACAUGAAGUAUUUUAUCUGAGAAUAGGCUAUUUUUUAUUUCUUUUAAAUGUUAAGGGCUUUUCUUCCGUACCCACUUUUAUUUCUCAAGCAACAGACUCUACAUAACCUUUCACUUGAAAUACCAACUGUAUUUGCUUGUUGUGUUUCACCUCCAUUUGUACCACUCUCCCAUGAUCCAAGUGCCUUUGAAUUACCUGACUCUACGGCAAAUUUGUGCAACAGAUUACCUUAUUUAUUUCUCACCUUCUUUUGCCUUCAUCUGCCCACCCCCCUCCUACCUCAGCCCUCACUUUCUCUCCUGCUUGUGAAAGAAAGCAUGCAGUAAACUUUCCUCAGCACUAAUACAUGACAAGCUACACCGCAGACAUCUCAGAAAAUGUCUACCAGCUGCUGCAAUCGUAAAAUCCUCUACAAUAAUCAGCAAGACUCCAAUCUCCCUCAGAGUAAGCAGUUAAAGAUGAUGUUUUUGUAUUUGUUUUUUUUUUUUUUAAAGUGUAGCACUGGAUGUGUGAAGCUACACUGCAGGUCAUUUCAGUGCAUUUUCUUAUUUUUGUGUUUUUAAUGGGUGAAUGUUUGUCUCAGAUGUGUUUACAGUGGCAGCAGUGUCCAUCUGUGAUGCUGCUGAGUUUGUGUUGACUGAGAAAUGAUCAUGGCUCCAGUCAAGAUCCACAUAGACAUAGCAACCAUAUUACAGAGUGUAUAGUUCUUUCCUUACCUCUGCCUUAUCAAAAUGAUGUGUGUCUUUUGUGUUAUGAAUGGCCUUUUCUCUCUUACUAUCCCACACAGCAAUCUCCCCUUCUAGGGUGGAGUAGCAAUACAGUAUCUUGAGUGUGUAAAUCAGAUGCUUGCAUUAUAUUUGAAGCCUGUUAUUCUGAAUA
This is a messenger RNA of Archocentrus centrarchus (flier cichlid), 5476 nucleotides long. It is a transcript of the gene fam171a1, whose product is annotated as family with sequence similarity 171 member A1. Lineage: Eukaryota; Metazoa; Chordata; Actinopteri; Cichliformes; Cichlidae. Gene Ontology annotation, cellular component: plasma membrane. Gene Ontology annotation, biological process: stress fiber assembly; regulation of cell shape. Bases 215 to 2890 code for a protein of 891 amino acids. The transcript is spliced from 9 exons. The record is from RefSeq and is a predicted model, not a curated record.